Molecule: messenger RNA, 1827 nt
Organism: Aethina tumida (small hive beetle)
Lineage: Eukaryota; Metazoa; Arthropoda; Insecta; Coleoptera; Nitidulidae
Product: facilitated trehalose transporter Tret1-like
Exons: 2
Coding region: 145-1518 (457 amino acids)
Biological process (GO): transmembrane transport
Cellular component (GO): membrane
Molecular function (GO): transmembrane transporter activity
Source: RefSeq, a predicted model, not a curated record
UGAAAGUCAUAUUAAUGUUAUGGUGGUUUAUUUAGGCUUAUAAGAUUAAAAUGGUGCAUACAUAUUUCCUAAAAAAUUGCUAAAAUCGUCCAUAACUGCGUUUGGUGUAACUAUAGAGAGUUGUGAGUGAGUGCCAAGUUAAUAAUGAGGACUAUAAUCAACAAUUAUUUAUACCAAUACCUCGCAGCUUUCACAGGAUGUUUGAGCAUGAUGUCAACUGGGAUGCACUACGGAUGGGCAUCACCCGCCUUACCCGUCCUUCAAGCACCAGAUUCACCAGUGCCCAUCACCAGUGAGCAAGGUUCUGUCAUAAUCACCAUGCAGGAGUACGGUAACAUAGUGGGGUGUUUCGUGGGCGCCUUCACCGUCGACAGGAUCGGCAGGAAGUACUCCAUCCUCCUAACCUCACCCCUGUUCCUCAUCAGCUGGCUCAUGCUGGCCCAAUUCGUCUCGAUUAACUUCAUGAUGUCAGCCAGGUUCCUGGCCGGUUUGGCUGGAGGUGUUGUGUGCACCAUCGCCCCCAUGUACACCGGGGAGAUCUCCCGACCCAGCAUAAGGGGUCUGCUAAGUUCCCUGAUUCAAGUGAUGUACAUAUUUGGGCAGCUGACCUUCAACGUCUUCGGCAAUUUGCUCAGCAUUGACAUUGCUGCGUAUGUUUGCGGUGUGAUUCCCGUUUUGCAAAUUGUGACCUUCCUUUUCAUGCCUGAGAGUCCCUACUAUCUCCUGAUGAAAAACAGGGACUCAGACGCAGAGAAGAGCUUGCGCAAGCUCAAUAAUGGCGUGGACAUUGAUGGUACUUUAAAGGAAAUGGUCAACUCAAUCAACGAACAAAGGGCCUCAAAGGUGGGCCUCUUUGAGUUGGUGACGGACUCAGCAAACAGGAAGGCGGCGUACAUAACUUUCGGGAUGAGGUUCUUCCAACAGGCCACCGGAAUAACUGCCAUGAAUUAUUACGUUAAAACAAUUUUGAUUGAUGUUGACACCGGAUUAUCACCUUCCACAAUCUCCAUUGUUUAUUUUAUGUUGCAGUUGAUUGUGUGCUCAUUAAAUUCGACUCUAAUCGACAGAACUGGACGUAAGCCAUUGAUGAUAUUUUCAUUAAUUGGAACUGGAAUUGCCAAUGCAGUUUUAUGCAUUUAUUUCUAUUUUAAUACUUACGUAGAUUUUAGUGAAACUUACUACAAAUUUAUACCGGUAUUUGGUAUUUUAAUGUACAUAAUAAUUUAUAAUAUUGGUUUAGCGUCCACUCCAGUAGUUUUAUUGGGGGAAUUCUUUAACACCAGAGUUAAGGCAGUAGCUUUGGCUGCAGCAGACAUAUUUUUCUCCAUUCUUAUUAUAAUUGUGUCUUUCUUUUUCCAAUAUACCAAAGAUUAUAUAGGUUUAUACGUUCCUUUUGGAUCAUUUGCAAUUCUAGGAAUAAUUGGACUGUUGUUCGUAUGUUACUAUGUUCCAGAAACUAAAGGGAUGAGCUUAGAGCAAAUACAAUUGUAUCUAAAGGGAAGUAGUCAAUCACCCUGAUUUGAUUUAUUUAUCUUAACAUUAUCUGACAAAAAUUCUUUGAAAAUGAGACUUACUACUAAAUUCUUUUGUAAAGAAUACUCCAAUAUUUUUGGGAUUUACUGUUUAUAUAUGAAAUACUUUUAAUUAAAAAUUUUAUACUCUUAGCAAAGUUUAAUACACCAGAUUUCUGGUUUGCAUACUUUUAAGCAACUUAAUUAAAGUACUUCUAAAAUUAAUCAAUUUAUUAAUUAAAAUUGGUAAAUUAUAUAAAUUUUAUAUUUUCAUUCAAGAAAAUAAUUAUGUAAAGUAAAAUGUAAACUAAUAUAU